This is a messenger RNA of Paramecium tetraurelia, 327 nucleotides long. RefSeq lists its product as uncharacterized. The record is from RefSeq and is a predicted model, not a curated record. Lineage: Eukaryota; Ciliophora; Oligohymenophorea; Peniculida; Parameciidae. The transcript has a single exon.
AUGGAAAUACUAAAUGAAUUAUUUAAGAAGAAACCAAAAAAAUAGCAAUAAACAAAUGAAAGAGAAUACACAGAUUUGAGUGACAUUUAAAUGAUGAUUCAAUAUACUUAGAGAAGACAGGGAUUGGGAUUUGACGAUAUUGAUAGAAGAGCAAAAUUUUAAUAGCCUUUUGUGAAGAAAUUGAAAAAGGAUCAGAUUGUAAAGAAAUAGGAGAAACAAAAUGAGAGUGAAGAACCAAAGUAAAAAGAAGAAGGUGGUAAGAAGGUAGAAAACAAACUUAGUAAGAGCACAAUAAAAAUAAAAAAGAAAUAAUUUGUAAUAAUCUGA